Messenger RNA from Cornus florida, 1531 nucleotides. RefSeq lists its product as uncharacterized. NCBI's taxonomy places the organism in Eukaryota, Viridiplantae, Streptophyta, Magnoliopsida, Cornales, Cornaceae. Gene Ontology annotation, molecular function: beta-glucosidase activity. The record is from RefSeq and is a predicted model, not a curated record. The coding region runs from base 456 to 1019 and encodes 187 amino acids. The transcript has 9 exons.
AUGGUCUGAAAUCCCCGACUGUGAAGUCUGUGUACAUAAUUGUGUGUGUGGUGUGUGAUUUAAAUAAAAAAGAAAAAGAGAAAAGAAAUAUAAAAUAAAGUGGGACCCACAUCACUUUUUAAGUGAUUUGUGAGACCAAAAUUGGUCUCUGCUGCUCUCUCUCUCUCCCGACUGCUCUCGGCUUCUCCUUUUUCUUUUUUUCUUUUCUUUUCACUUCAACUUCCAUUGUUGAUUGCUCCUUCAUCUUUUGUCGGAUUGAGGUGCCGUUUGAGGCGAAACGAAGCUUGUAGCGAGCUCUACGCAUCCAUACUAUCAAUUUCCAGAUUUGAGUCUUCCUUGGAGCUCGAAUUUGGAGGACCUAUUUUAGGGAUUUCGGCUUGGAUUGUGAGGCUCCAAUAGGUUAUCGGCUUUUGCGACAUAUCCAACAAGAGGAAGCCAAGGGAAAGGGGGUGAUUAUGAACCCUUUUAAGAGGCGCUUUGUCACAGCUCGUCAUGGUGUUCCUCUAGGUGGUAUCGGUGCAGGAAGUAUCGGAAGAAGUUACAAAGGCGAAUUUCUGCGUUGGCAACUAUUCCCUAGAAUAUGUGAAGAAAAUCCAGUCUUAGCAAAUCAAUUUUCAGUUUUUGUUUCUCGGCCAACUGGUGAAAAGUAUUCUACUGUACUGUGCCCAGGAAGCCCAGAAGUGUUCAAAGAUGGUUCAGCUUCAGGAAUUGGAUCUUGGGACUGGAAUCUGAAUGGGUGCAAUUCCACAUAUCAUGCAUUGUUCCCAAGGGCUUGGACUGUAUACGAGGGAGAACCUGAUCCAGAACUUCGAAUAGUUUGUCGUCAAAUUUCCCCUUUCAUUCCCCAUAACUAUAAGGAGAGCAGCUUCCCUGUAACAGUAUUUACUUUUACGCUGUUUAAUAUGGGAAAGUCUUCAGCAGAUGUCAGCUUGCACUUCACAUGGGCACUAAGUUCUUUAUCUAUCUUCGAUCCUUGCAACAUAUUUAUGUCAAUAAUUUCUUUUGUGUGGUUCAUCUGAUGUGUUGCAUAGACUUUUGAAACAGGGUAAAUUACAUUUACUUCCCCUCUAGUUUGUGUUUGUUACACUUACCUCCCUUGUAUCCUUUGUCAUUAUUAUAUAAACAUAACUUUAACUGAAAAGAUUUAAGGGUAUUUUCAUCAUAUAAAUAUUCAAACUUGGUCACGUCGGUUAGUGUCACUGACAUAGGCAGUAUUUGUUACAAACUUACAAACUAGAGAGGGUAACUGUAAUAUGCCAAAACACAGCGGAGGCGAGUGUAACAAACCCAAACUACGGGAGUGGUAAGUGUAAUUUAUCCUUUGAAAGAAUUGUGUCUGAUGGCAACCAUUCUUGUUUAAUGUGUCUUCAGAAUUCUGUUGGUGGGGUUUCUGGAUUGUCUGGUCGUCACAAUAAUUCAAAGAUCAGGAUGAAGGAUGGCAUUCAUGGUGUGCUCCUGCAUCACAUGCAAGUUUCUCAUCUCUAUAUUUGAAAAAGAGCAAUUCUACAGUUGAUGACAUUGCCACAACGGC